AUGGAGGCAAAUAAAAUCCAACUUGCCGAGGUAGUGCUCAGUGACGGAAGGUGCAUCAGCAGGUUCUCCGAAAGAGUUGACCCAAAACUUUUUGAAAGACCCACAUUCAAAGCUUUUCUUGAUAUGACUGAUAACUUCAAUCCAAAUCCGAAAGUUCGUGAGCCACAGGUUUCGCUUAAAGAGCAGCAAAGAGAAAUAGAUGCUUUUCUGACAGCAGCUCUCAAUUCGAAACCUUGGCAAAUUUUCUAUAAAUUUCUCAAUAUGAAAGGAUUGCAACAUGCAGAAAACCGCAACGUAUUUCGGAAAUGGAUAGAACAAAUCUGGUUCGAACACUAUUCCCGUUCUAGAGGAGAAGUAUUAGAUAGUUCAGGAUUUGAGCAUGUUUUCAUGGGCGAGUUCAGAACUGCAAAGAAGAAGAAAAGAAAAGUCAAUGGACUCCACAACUGGAUACGAUUCUACCAAUUUGAACAAGACGCCAGCGAAAACUUUCAUUAUAAAGAAUACAAGGAUCAUCGCAAAAACAUCCUAGCAGCAUUGAGAUACAGUUGGCGUGGGGCAGAGAAACCGCUUGGGUCAAUGUUCAUUGGAACUUCACCCGAAUACGACAUGGCAAUUUUUACUCUUUGCUUCCUGGCAUGGCUCGAUAAGCGGAAUUGUGAUAUGCUGAUAACUACAGCGUACUGGAUGUUCACAUGCAUAACUCAUGAGGGUUCCGUCCCUUCGUGUUUUGCACGAGAUCGAAUGGACAAAGGCUCUACUCUGCAAACCACAUUAGUACAAGAUUUGGUGUCCUGGAACUCAUCUACACAAAAGAAACCUACUACCACUUUGAUAGAGGGAGAAUAUGAUUACGAUAAAACUCCUGAUAGUAUCGGUGGAGCCAAAGCGAAGAGCACAACUGGAAAAAAUUUUGAAAAGAGUACGACCGGAGAUGAGAAGAGCACGACAGUAAAAGAUUUGGAAGAGAGCACGACUGAAUUUGAUGAACCUCCUCCUGAACCAGAGCCAGACAUCGAAGACGAAGACAUCAAACAUAUUUCUAGAAGACUGCGAAAAGCAGAUUCUGCAAUUUUAGAAGAUUACGGUUACGUAGGCCUCAACUUCCAAAACAGAUCGGCUAACGCCUAUAAUGCACCGAAAAAGUUUAUUGGAACAGUUAGUCCCAAGCUUCUUGAAAGGCUCACUUUUGCAACUUUUCUCAAUUUGACCGAGAAUUUCACCAAAAGUGGAGUUGGAAAGCGACUCUCAUCUAGAGAGAUGCAAAGAAAAAUAGAUGCUUUUCUAAAUGCUGUUUUUGAGUCAAAUCUAUGGAAAAUCCUCUACGAUUUUUUGAAAGAGAGCGGUGUGAAGCAAGCAAAGGACGUCACCAUGUUCCGCAAUUACGUAAAACAGAUCUGGUUUGACCAGUACCCCCAUUCAACUGCCAGCGGAAACACCUCAGGAUUUGAGCAGGUGUUCGUGGGCGAGAUAAGAAGAAAAGAUAAGCAAGGAAAGCAAGGAGGAGUAGUUAAUGGAGUUCAAAACUGGGUACGAUUUCACCAACUUGAAAAAGGGGAUAAAGACUUCGACUAUAAAGGAUAUAAAGACCUUCGCCAGAACAUUUUGGCAACAUUAGACUUCACCUGGCUUAAAGCAGAGGGCGAAACAUCUAUGUUUAUUGGGACGUCACCUGAGUACGACCUGGCAGUGUAUACGCUUUGUUUUAUAGCACGUCUUGAAAACAGAUGUCAAAUCGAAAUGGAUGGAUGUUCUCCUGAGAUAAUCGUGUACGGGACAGACGAAGAUGGCAAGACUUACGUCGGUCACUUGGCCCUUAGUCUAGGAGGGGUAACGAGCACAUGUACACGAAAAUACUGAGUAUAUUGUUUAAAUCAAUACAUUCGUUCACAUCAAAAUCAAUAAAUGAAAUUUUACAU
This is a messenger RNA of Cylicocyclus nassatus, 1916 nucleotides long. NCBI's taxonomy places the organism in Eukaryota, Metazoa, Nematoda, Chromadorea, Rhabditida, Strongylidae. The record is from the annotation of a GenBank genome assembly.